GAAGCCCAAGCCGGUCAGGUUAGUAGACGGAGUGAGAUUGUAAAUGUCUGCGGAAGCUGUGGAGAAACGUUCCUUCGGGAUAGCAGCAGCUGAGGCGGAAUCUGCGGCCCUGAUAGAACAAGAUGUAGCGCGCGGCCUGGAGAACUUUCCUGUGCGAGUGUGGCCUCUGGGGGCGGGGCCCAGACCUAAGCCUUUCCAGUAUACUCCUGAUCAUGUGGCUGGGCCUGGAGCAGACAUCGACCCCACACAGAUAACCUUCCCUGGGUGUGCUUGUGUCAAAACUCCGUGUCUCCCUGGCACUUGCUCCUGUCUCCGCCAUGAGAACAACUAUGAUGACAAUCUGUGCCUCAGAGACAUAGGGUUGGAAGUAAAGUACGCCAAACCAGUUUUCGAAUGCAAUGUCCUCUGCCCUUGCGGUGAACACUGUAGAAACAGGGUGGUCCAGAAUGGCCUGCAGUUCUGUCUCCAGGUGUUCCAAACAGAUAAAAAGGGCUGGGGACUUCAGACCUUGGAACCUAUACCCAAGGGAAGAUUUGUCUGUGAGUAUGCUGGGGAGAUUUUAGGGUACUCUGAAGUACAGAGAAGAAUUCACCUACAAACAACACAUGACCCGAAUUACAUCAUCGCCAUCAGGGAGCACAUUCAUAAUGGACAGGUCAUGGAAACUUUUGUUGACCCUACCUACAUAGGAAAUAUUGGGAGAUUCCUGAAUCAUUCUUGCGAACCAAACCUGUUGAUGAUUCCUGUCCGAAUUGACUCAAUGGUACCUAAGCUGGCACUUUUUGCAGCCAGAGAUAUUUUGCCAGGAGAAGAACUCUCUUAUGACUAUUCAGGAAGAUUCCUUAAUCAAAUAAGCAGAAAAGACAAAGAAAGGAAAGAUCAUGAACAACUGAGAAAGCCACAACUAAGAAAGCCUUGUUACUGUGGUGCCCCAUCAUGUGCCACCUUCUUGCCCUAUGACAGUUCACUAUACUGCCCCUUAGAAAAACCAGACACCAGUUAGGAAGGGAGGUCCUGCCUGCCAGCAUCUCUGUGAACAUAAACCAGAAGGAAUCAAGCAUUAAGUGACCAUCUGCAUCCUACUUCCUCUCUGGCAAACAACCUACCCUCAAGGGAAGUGUACCUUGUAUUCAGCAUCUUGCUCAUCCCUGUAAAAAGACCAGGUGUUGCCCAGCCCUACCUCUGCCAGGCUGCCUAAAUUCAACUCAAGAAUGUGGCCCAGGCUGUAAAAUGUUCAGCUGUACCCUUUCUCCAGAAUACUUGCUUUUAUAGUUAGAUGUGGGUAAAUGACUAUGUUCAAACUAGCAGGAUACAAGUGAAAAUAAUGAAUCAUUUUGUGUCAUCUUUGUAUUUCUUCUUGGAAACCAGAAUGCAUACUUGAUGGUUGAAGUUGGAGUAGCCAUCCAAAAUCCAAGAUGACCUUGGGAAAGGGUCAUACAGAGCAAAUCAACAAGCUACCUGUAACUAUAGAAAGUGCUGCUAGUCCUGACCAGUACUUGUAGGUGAGACCUAUGAUAUCGAGGCACCAUUGCCUUGCAUUUGAGUAAACCUGAUGAUUCGAGAAGACCUCAGCCUUGCUUUUUAGCCAGGUUUUUUUUUUUCAGUAAUAAAGCUGGUUUUUUAUGUCUA
Messenger RNA from Onychomys torridus (southern grasshopper mouse), 1629 nucleotides. Its product is annotated as histone-lysine N-methyltransferase SETMAR. Bases 44 to 1003 code for a protein of 319 amino acids. The record is from RefSeq and is a predicted model, not a curated record. The transcript is spliced from 2 exons. Lineage: Eukaryota; Metazoa; Chordata; Mammalia; Rodentia; Cricetidae. Gene Ontology annotation, cellular component: nucleus. Gene Ontology annotation, molecular function: histone H3K9 methyltransferase activity; zinc ion binding; protein binding.